GGUUCGGCGAGAUGAAAUGCAGCACGUCUUGCCAGUGCCGGCAAACUUCAAAUAUCUUCGCUGCUUUCUGGAUAUCCGUGGGCUCGUACCAAACUGAAAAAAAAAAAACGGGAGAAAAUGAUUUUAUAUAUGUAUCCUCCUAAGAGAUUUACACAUCUCUCUGCGUCUUAUCUGUACGAGUUAUUGGAGGAAUCUCUCGUGUCUUCCUCUCUUCUUUAUUUUCCUAUUCGUCAAAUUCCUUCCUCCCGGGUCUCGAUCGACGAUUGUAAGAGGAUAAAGAGGGGAGGCUUGAGGAAGACAUUUUCUCGAAAGACGUAGAAGUUAGUGACCAUGAUGAGACCUCCGCUCUUUUUCUCAUUUCCUUUUUUUUUUCUCCGAACAUGUAUCCUUUUCUGUGACUCUUCAGGGGUCAUCGGAGCCGAUGAGGGACACGCAACGCGCUCUGACGUCGGCACAGCGAACUUCUUUCGAGGAGUGUCGCUCGUUGACGCAUCCACCCAGCGCGAGCGUACAAUAAAUACACAGCGUCGGUGAAGCGUGAGCGCGAGAAGUGGCAUUCUCCUUGUUUUUCCCACCACGUGCGAUCGUGUUUACACUUCUGUCUGUCGGGCGACGUGCGAAAACGCAAUGGGGAAGACGAUAACGGGCAAGGCCGCCGCCGUGUGCGCGGCGGUGGCGUUCGUUCUAGUGGUGAUCGCGUUCACCACACCCAACUGGCUGGAAACCGACGGCAAGCUCGAGCAGCCGCAGUUCGUCAAGAUCGGUCUCUGGCAAGUGUGUUUCCAAGGCUUCCAGGACCCGCAUCAUCUCUACGACACCAGGUUCUACGGUUGCUGGUGGGUGUUCGAGGAGGAGUACUACAUCAUACAUGACAUACUUCUGCCCGACUUCUUCGUCGCCACGCAGUUUUUCUUCACGUUAUGCCUGACCCUGCUGCUGAUCGGAAGCUUUCUCACCAUCUUGUACACCUGCUGCUCCCGCCAUCACGAGAAGUAUCAGCUGCUGCUGUGGGUGAACGGCGGCAUUCUAUCUUUGGGGGGUCUCUGCGGUCUCAUAGCGGUCAUCAUAUUCGGCGCCAGGGGCGACGGUCGCGAUUGGAUGCCCAAUUGGGAGCACAACGACGUCAGCUGGUCCUUCGCCUUGGCCGUCGUCGGCAGCUUCGUCCUGAUUGCCGCCGGUAUCCUGUUCUUGAUCGAAGGACGCAGGUACAGGAAGAAGCAGGAGCAGAUAUUGAACGACGGCCAGAAAACGCAUACUACCAUAUAGCAUAUUUUUUAACGAAUCUAAAGAUGCAGGCCUGUGUGAGUAGUCGAUACUUCCCUCGGGUGAAAUACUCGAACAUGGAUUUACAGUCGGGCGUGAAUUUGUCAGCAGAUCACACGAUUGCGAGUGUUACGUAUGUCGUGUAUAGUUCAAUUAAAAAAAUUCGACUCUAAAUUCAGAUCCGAGGAUCUCACGUGGGACAAGUUUCAAGUAACGACUAUUGAUACGGGUCUUGUUGAGAAAAAGUAUACACAUAAAUACUUGAAUCUUCUCAUAUGAAAAAUAUUCUAUAUGGAACUCUCGUUUUAACGUAAGGUUAAUCUUGUGAUUAGAUAGUGUGAUUAGAUAUUAAGUCUAUUCUCUGUGUGUGUAUAAAUCAUUAUUUCUCUCCCUCUCUCUAUCUCUCUUUACAUAUAUAUAUAUAUCGUAAUAUCUACAAAUGUGUGUGUGUGUAUCAUGCGAUAUAUCUAUAGAUAUCUCACAUAAUCACAGCAAGUGUAAAUGUAACAAUUAUAAGUCUUCACAGAGAUUCGUCUGCGAUUUGCAUUCGAUGAGCAGGAUUGCUCGUUCUCACAGCAGUUUUAGUAUAUUCGUGUCUCACAUUGUCUACAUUGAGAUUCAUUAAAGUAGUUGGUUUAUGACAACAAUGUUUAAUUAAAAAGGUAACAGCUAAUAUAACACGAAGCUCGAAAAGUUUGUGCUUAAUGCUUAUGAAUAUGAUUUAUGAUAUCUAGCUUUGACACUAUAGCAAGAGAAUAUCAAUCAAUCAAAUCUUAUAGUAUUUAAAAACUCAUAAAGAAAUAGUCGUUUUCCGCUUUUUCGCGUAUAAUAUUUCUGGCUAGGACUGUCCGUACUGGUCAUAUGUUGUGAAUAUAUCAAAUGUAUUGAUAGACGCACACGAAUGCACGCUACUAGAGAAGUGAUUGUGACGUCGGAUUUUUUUCGUAUUUGAUUUGUAUUUUUAGCAUCUUUACCUACUGAUAAUAGAUCUUUCAGAUUAUUUUACCUAACAGAAUAGAUCUUUCAGAUUUAUUCUGUCUUUAAAAGAUGCUUUAUCAAGAGAGGCACAAAGCUGUUGUAUACUUCAAUCGUUAUCAGAAAUUGUGUACCUCACAUACCAAUUUCUAGAAAACCAGGUGAUCAGUGAUCUUGUAAUUUUUUUUUCAUAAUAUUUCUACAGGUUUCUUUUUUCGUCUCUUCUAAUUUUUUAUCAAAAUUGUGUGAGUAGUUUGGUCGUUAAAAUUAAAAACAUAUCAUCAGAAGUAGUUUCUGUACCUGGGAUUACAAUGUAAGUAGUGCUAACUUUGAUCUCGAUUAUCUCAACUUCGGUGUGGUCGAUCUUUCUUUACUUCUGCAUGCACGUAGAUCGUGUCUCGAUUAUUGGUAUGCUGUUAAAAUUGGAAGAAAUUUCGAUAAAAAAAUUAAUUUACAAACAUCUUAAAUUAUUUUAAAAGAUGCGCUAGUAGUGUAUGUUUUUUUCUGCCCAUAGUCAGCUGAUCCUUCGCAGACAUCAAAAGCGUCCCGACAAACGUUGGUACUCUUUAGCUAAUCCAGGGAUACAGGUAGAAAAGCAGGAAAAAGCAGAAGCCAGUACUGCAUAAUAGUGCAGAAUCACAAUAUAUGAGACACGUAUAUAUCGCGAAAACGCGAGCAAUCUCUCAAAUCACGGACGACUUUCUGUGAAGACUGAUAAUUUUAUAUUCCUUAUAUUUACACUCGGAUAGAUGAUUAUGCGAGAUAUCUACAUAUAUAUUGCAUGACACAUCCUACAGAUAUUAUAAGAGAUAUUUAGAGAGAUAACGAUUUAUAUAUACGAACAGAGAAAAUAGACUGAUAUCUGAUGACUGAUAGAACUUAAUGAACAGAUAUUUUACUAUGUAAGAUUCAAGUAUAUACAUAUAAUCUUACACAUUUUCUAUGUAAGAUUCGAGUAUAUACAUAUAUAUAUUUUUUAAACAAUAUCAAGACCCGUAUCAAUAGUUAUCACUUCUUACGUGAGACUCACUCGGGUCAAAAUUUCCAGUUCAAUCCGAGUUUUUCAAUCGAAUCAUACGGCAUACGUGACAACAUUGUGUACUCGUAAUCAUGUGAUUCAGUUGAGAGAUCUAUCAUCUAGCUAAUCAUCAGCUAAUAAUCACAUGCGGAGUAUUCACUCGAGACGAGAGUUUUAAGUAACGAUUACGAUUCAUACUGGCCCAAGUGUUUCGACACAAUGUCGCGUAUCUAGAAAUAAUCCGUCCAUCACGCAUAGUUUUAAGAGUGUGCUCAUAGAGACUAUAUAUAUAUAUAUAUAUAUAUACACACAUACAUAUAUAAAUUCAUAUAUAUAUACAAUAUAUAUAAUUUUUGUACGUGUAUAUAAGAGUUUGUACACAGAGAGCGAUCGAUCAACACAUGAAUCUCAUAUUAUUCGCAUAAUCUUUCUGUACGUAACGGAAUCAAUAAAGCGAUUUUUGCUGAGCGUCGACGCGUCACUAUCGUUACAUGCAGAUCCUCGGAUCCAGCCAAUUAGGCGCUCGCCUGUAUACACGGUGACCCACUUUGUGUCCUCGCAAAAAGAGUAGCCGAGAAUAAAUUACAAGGGUUCCUCGCGUGCAUGCGAUGAUAUCAGAACAGCAAAAUUGCGAUAGAGGAGGAGGAGAAAAGCUCAUGUGUCGUUGACCCAAUUUAGAAUCUAUUUUGGUCGCCGCCGCCGCCGCCACGCGAUCGACCGCGUUGAAAUUUCCGCGGCUGUGCCAGUCGCGCGAAUGCGUCACCGUAAUGCUCAUCGAGAUCUUGUAAUAACGUUUAACGAAUCUUUCAUGGAAUCUCAUUCAGUGAUUCGAACGAUUCUUCGCGUACGCGAUGUCUCCUUGCCUGCAUUCGUUCUCGCCGAGUCUCGAUUGCGUCUUCUUUUUCCUUCUCUCUUUGCGUGUUGCGUAUGAAUAGGUAUAUUCAGUAUGUCGCCGCUCGAGACAAUACACAGUCCCCCCUCCCCUCCGACUGUAUAUAUGCAUACCUAUCUCACACUCUUGGCGAAGGAAGGAUCAUGAGAGAGAGAAAGCGCGUCGCUGAAAGCAGUCGGUCAGAUCGCGCUGGCUCUCCGAGAGAAACGCGAGCGGCGAGUAUCCUCGUUUAGUAUACAGCGCGAUUUGCGUUUAGAAACGCGCUCUUGUUCUUCGCGGUCCGCUUGCGUCCUACAGGACCAAGGCUGGAAUGCGAUCAUGAGCGCAGAAAAAUA
This is a messenger RNA of Dinoponera quadriceps, 4483 nucleotides long. RefSeq lists its product as uncharacterized. Gene Ontology annotation, cellular component: septate junction; membrane. Bases 628 to 1266 code for a protein of 212 amino acids. The record is from RefSeq and is a predicted model, not a curated record. The transcript is spliced from 2 exons. Lineage: Eukaryota; Metazoa; Arthropoda; Insecta; Hymenoptera; Formicidae. Gene Ontology annotation, biological process: regulation of tube size, open tracheal system; septate junction assembly.